This is a messenger RNA of Halichondria panicea, 1070 nucleotides long. RefSeq lists its product as uncharacterized. The record is from RefSeq and is a predicted model, not a curated record. NCBI's taxonomy places the organism in Eukaryota, Metazoa, Porifera, Demospongiae, Suberitida, Halichondriidae. The transcript has 4 exons. Bases 26 to 1009 code for a protein of 327 amino acids.
AGCACAUCCACCCACAUGGUCAGUGAUGGAGAUAAGAUCUCAAGUUGCCCUCAGCUCCUCUUGGGGAAUAUCUGGAGACCUUCAGAAUGUCCUAUUCAUCAGAAACAGUACGACUGGUGUACCCCUGGAUGAGCCACUAUCAUCUGAGAGAUCACCUGCUACACCUCUAACGCUAGAUCGCCCUGACGGCGAUGAGCUUUGCUACCUCAACGUUGACCUAACUGGCCUGAGGGGCUACUUGCCUUCAGGGCUCGAGCUCCUCAGUGAGUCCAGGACCAUCGAGGUGUACGACAAACAGAGAGACGAGUAUCUGGAUACUGUCAGGGGAGUCAUGGUCAAGACACGGGAUGGAUGCAAGCUGUAUUCUUGUGUGUUUGAUCUCUCCAGUGAUAACAUCUUCAACAAUAUAUCGGUCAAACUACUAUCGCUCAAGGGUAAAGAACAUGUUCAUCUCCGGAAACUGCUCCUGGAUGUCAGUGAAGAUCACGGUGGAAGUAGGGAAGAAACAAGCUCCAAAUCGUCCUCAGCAUAUCAUCACCAACUGCUCUCCUCGUUGGCCUCACAGAAGCUCCCACCCUUACUACAAGGUUUGGUCUCCUCCCUACAGUUGGCUUCAUCGAGGGACCCAGGCUCUAACGCACCCUCUGAUCUGAUAGGAAUGUCCCAUGCCCUCAGAGAAGUCCACAGUGUUCUAUCACCACCCCCCGUCAACGAGCCUACACCGACCACCCAGACAACUACUGAAGAGCCUAAUAUCGAGGAGCCAGCUACUGUUUCUGAUGUAACCGCAUCUCAACCUUACCAGGAUGAACUGUUAUCUAAACUCGAAGAGAGACUGAAAACUUACAUAGACACUAAGUUUGCUGAAUUGGAACAGAAAAUAGAAACCCGAUUGGAGAGUAUUUUCACGGACAGAGUUAAUGGACCGCCCCCGACUCUACCUCCUCAUGUAAACAAUGAAGAAACUAACUGUUAUGGUUUAGUAGAAGAUCUAAGUCAGCUAGAUUAAUUACACUGUAGUACAGCAGCAAUUUUUAUUGUCAUUAUUACAAAAACAGAAGUGAAAUGUG